This is a messenger RNA of Candidozyma duobushaemuli, 1056 nucleotides long. RefSeq lists its product as uncharacterized. Gene Ontology annotation, cellular component: mitochondrial outer membrane. The coding region runs from base 1 to 1056 and encodes 351 amino acids. The record is from RefSeq and is a predicted model, not a curated record. NCBI's taxonomy places the organism in Eukaryota, Fungi, Ascomycota, Pichiomycetes, Serinales, Metschnikowiaceae. Gene Ontology annotation, molecular function: ATP binding; ATP hydrolysis activity. The transcript has a single exon.
AUGAACCGGUUCAAGCUAGAUUUGUGGGGCGUAAAGGUCGACCUUAAGCUCCUAGGAGACAUAUUCUUCCUCACGGGAGCAGGUCUCUCCAUGUACUACAUGAUCAGCCAUUUGCUUGGAGAUUUUGAUAGUUCGGUGAAGCUGAAGCAGGCUAAGAAGAGUGGCUCCAACAUUCUCAAGAAGAUCCAGGCGACUCACCCUGAGCUUAAGAAAAUCACAUUGAACGAGCACGAGAAGGGUUUGCUUAAUUCGUUGGUCACGCCAGACGACAUCACCACCGGUUUCGACGAUGUGGGAGGUCUCGAGUCCAUCAUAGACGAGCUUCAUGAAUCUGUCAUUUUACCCUUGACAGAGCCAGAGCUUUUCGCUGCACACCUGUCCCUCGUGCUGCUGCCCAAGGGUGUUUUGUUUCACGGUCCCCCAGGAUGUGGUAAGACCAUGUUAGCAAAAGCUAUUGCCAAAGAAAGUGGAGCAUUCUUCCUUCUGAUCCGCAUGUCCACGCUCAUGGACAAGUGGUACGGAGAGCUGAACAAGAUCGUGGACGCCAUCUUCUCCCUCGCUAAUAAGCUUCAACCAUGUAUUAUAUUUAUCGACGAGAUCGACUCGUUUUUGAGAGACAGACAGCUGACGGACCACGAGGUAUCGGCCUUGCUCAAGGCAGAGUUUAUGACCCUUUGGGACGGCCUCUUGCUGAACGGCCGUAUCAUGGUGAUGGGUGCCACGAACAGAAUGAAUGACAUUGAUCUGGCGUUCAUGCGUCGUUUGCCCAAGCGUUUUGCCGUGGGCAGACCCAACAAAGAGCAGAGGAAAGCAAUUCUACAGAAGAUUUUGAAGGACGCCACGCUUGACGAGGAGUUUGACAUUGACAAAGUCGUAGAGAAGACCAACGGCUUCAGUGGAUCCGACUUGCGUGAAUUGUCCAGAGAGGCAGCUUUGAAAUCGAUGAAGGAGUACCUCAAGGAGAAGUACAAGCGGGGAGAGAAGCAAAACCCGGAAGGCAAGGUGCGUCCGCUACAGACCCGGGACUUCAUUGAGAGUGAGCACGAUUUGGAUUAG